Rhinolophus ferrumequinum (greater horseshoe bat) is the source of this 1092-nucleotide messenger RNA. RefSeq names its product chromosome 4 C8orf48 homolog (gene C4H8orf48). The transcript has a single exon. The record is from RefSeq and is a predicted model, not a curated record. The coding region runs from base 205 to 972 and encodes 255 amino acids. NCBI's taxonomy places the organism in Eukaryota, Metazoa, Chordata, Mammalia, Chiroptera, Rhinolophidae.
CGCCACCCGGAAGAGGAGGCAGGCUGUGCUGCCGGCACCAAGGAAGAUAUUACUUGCGGGCUCAGGCCUGGCUAGUUUCUGAGCCCAUCUUGACCAAGGCAAAGCAAAUGAGGAGCUGAGUCUGGUGCAAUGUGAUGGCCAUCCACCUAGACGCUGCAGGAUUAAGAGGAGCGAGGGUAAUCGGCCCAAACGGAUCCCAGGGCUAUGGCAGACCUUUCUAACCAGACCUUCACGUCCUUUGCUGAUGAGGUACAGAGUUCCAGUUCAUUCAGCUCCUCUGAAGGACUGCAGUCCUGGCCCCAGGACUCUGAGAGCAAACCUGAGAACGGACAGCCGAUUACAUGCUUGGAAUAUCAAGACAAAAAAUCUGGGAUAUCAGAAAAGGAGUUUAGUUGGAAAAGGAUCAACUACCUGAAGGGCAAAACAACUAACUCUGGACGGUACCAACCAGACACUAAAAUUCAAACAGAAAUCACUUCGGUAUCCAAUGAAGAAUUGAAUGCCCUGCAGUCUUUUUGCACCAUUAAGAUAAACCUGAUCCAUCACAGAGCAAACUCUAAGGAGAAAAAGAGCAGUAGGCAUAAAAAACUGCAGCUUAGAUUGGAUGCAGAGGCUUCAGAGACAGAUGCCUUAAACUGUACUGUCCCUGAUGAGCUUUUGAACAGAAUCUAUUUUAAAAACAUGAGGACAACAUUAAAGCAGGUGGCAAUGGCUAAACAACACAUUUCUUCUCGAUGUCCUGAUUGUAACAGGAAAAGAGCAGAACUGGCUCAAUCUACCUUCCUAAAACAAAAGAAGACUUUACUAGAGUCACUUCUACUCCAAACAAAAAUAGAUGAAUAUCUUCAUACUAAAGACUUCCUUACCCUUAUUGCAGAGGCACAUCAAGGCCUUCCCAGGCUUUCAGAUGACCCCAGAAUAAUCUGGAAAAGACUGAAUGAGAAAAGUCAGAUCAGAUGCUCUGGUUUUUGAAAGGUCAGAUACAAAGCAGAAGAUGCAGAAAAAUGGAAAUAAUGCUUGUCAUUCGCCUUUUGCGCUAUCACUACUCAAGCAACUUAUUCUAAACAAAACCACUUAUUCUAACCAAACAGG